AUGGUCUGCGGCUUGCAAGGUGGAGAGCGCGGCUUGGAUGCGAUGCGCGGGCUGGGUACGGGCGAGGGCGAGGGCGAGUUGGAUGUCAAGAGAUGGACGGCAAGGGAGAAGAACGGGAGAGGCCGCGGCGGCGAGCGCAUGGUCGGCGAUGGAGGGUUCAGUGGCGGAUCAGGGCCGGGCAGUAUCUCCAAGAAACUGGACGGUCGUACCUUGCCUGGAUGUAUCCGGCAGUCUCGUGCACACACGCCAGAGGCGACUGAGCAUAGCGGGCGCAGCGCGGGGAGUGGACAGGCGCCGAGCAGAUCGAACGGCUCGCAGAGGGACAGACAGAGUGCGGCGAGACAGAGCGAGCGCGUUGGGACAGGUACGCAGGCGGAGGCAGAGGAUGAUCGCACGCGUCAUCGCGAUGGGCGCUUGCACAAGACGGGCCACAACUGCCAUGAUCGCAUCGCCGAUACCACGCAGCUUGGGCCUACAACUUGGGUGGCCCAAUUGGCGUCCGACAAUGACGGAGAUGCGGGGCACUAGCCUGAAGCGGACGUGAGAUUCGCCGC
This is a messenger RNA of Laetiporus sulphureus 93-53, 554 nucleotides long. RefSeq lists its product as uncharacterized. Lineage: Eukaryota; Fungi; Basidiomycota; Agaricomycetes; Polyporales; Laetiporaceae. The transcript has 2 exons. The record is from RefSeq and is a predicted model, not a curated record. Bases 1 to 528 code for a protein of 175 amino acids.